Molecule: messenger RNA, 1251 nt
Organism: Plutella xylostella (diamondback moth)
Lineage: Eukaryota; Metazoa; Arthropoda; Insecta; Lepidoptera; Plutellidae
Source: RefSeq, a predicted model, not a curated record
UAAAGUUGUUUGUUGUUGUUUUUGAAAUUUGAAAACUCUGAAGUGCUGAAAACUGACCGAUUUUAAUAGAUUUUCUUUUAUUUUACUCUGGAUGAUAUAGAAAAAAUAAAGUAAAAACUUACAACUUGUUUUAGGGACCUUUCCCAACUGAAUGACACCAUGGAACCGUCUUUAUUGAAACAGCUGAAGGGGCAUAAGAAUAGUAUCACAGCUCUUCACUUUAGCCCCAAUGAACAUCAAAUAGCCACCAGUUCUUUGGAUAACAGUGUUUUGUUGUGGGAUCUUCGGGGCUGUAUGAGGAGUUACAGGUUCCAGGGUCACGAUGAAGCUGUGAUGGAUGUGACGUUCUCCCCCACCGGCAAAUACAUGGCGUCUGCAUCUCGAGAUAAAACUGUCAGGUUGUGGGUACCAACAGUCACGGGGAGCACCGGAAUGUUCAAGGCUCAUUCUCAAACUGUCAGAUCAGUUCAGUUUAGCCCAGACAGUACAAAGAUUUUAACUGCAUCAGAUGAUAAAAUAGUGAAGCUUUGGUCAAGUGAAAAACACAAGUUCCUUGCUUCAUUUGUUGGGCACACCAACUGGGUUAGAUGUGCUCGCAUAUCUAAUGAUGGCUCUGUUAUAGCAUCCUCAUCUGAUGACAAGACUACCAAGCUAUGGAGUAUUGAUACUGCAGAAUGCAUACAUACAUAUAAAGACCAGAAAGGUCAUGGUAUCUGCUUGGCAUGGCACCCAUCAGGCUGCUAUGUUGCUGUUGGAACAUCUCAUGGGAAUGUCAAGCUUUAUGAUAUUAGAACUCAUAAUCUUGUUCAAUAUUACAGUAUCCAUAGUGAUGCAGUAACAAAUGUUGCUUUCCACCCUAGUGGCAGCUACAUUCUGACUUCAAGCAAAGAUGGUAAAAUGAAGAUACUGGACUUGUUGGAAGGUCAUCCCAUAUUCACACUGAGUGGCCACACGGGGGGUGUCAAUGCUGUUGGAUUCUCUCCUAAUGGAGAUUCCUUUGCCACUGCAGGAGAUGACAAACUUGUUUUUCUGUGGAAAACGAAUUUCACUGAACUACAAAAUGAUGAAAAUGUGCCUCAAAAUCCAGUAAAAACUGCAUCUCAAUCUUCCAAAAUAAGUUCCAAAACUGCAACACAGGACUGGUCCUUGAGUUCAGUGACCUCCAAGUACCAAGUAACCAUACAGAAACUUGAAUUCCGUGAUAACUGCAACCCAAUUAGAUAUAUGAUCAAACGGUCUGCUUCAUUCUAG